Messenger RNA from Ostrea edulis (European flat oyster), 2872 nucleotides. RefSeq names its product carbohydrate sulfotransferase 15-like. Gene Ontology annotation, molecular function: N-acetylgalactosamine 4-sulfate 6-O-sulfotransferase activity. The record is from RefSeq and is a predicted model, not a curated record. Bases 289 to 2043 code for a protein of 584 amino acids. Lineage: Eukaryota; Metazoa; Mollusca; Bivalvia; Ostreida; Ostreidae. The transcript has 9 exons. Gene Ontology annotation, biological process: hexose biosynthetic process.
UGCCACUUCGGUCAAGGGUUUAUAUGAAGCAGAGCGAAUCAGAAACCCUUAACUCGGGAAGAUGGUCAUUUCGUAAGAAUCGAGAAGACGGCCUUUAAACCUAAGACGGCGUUUACAUGACCACAGCGACAACCUAAAUGUUCAACCAUGCAUUUGAACGGAUGUUAAAUCUUUUUAAAUGCCAAAUCGUAACAAAAAUAUUUUUCAACUGUAUGCUGAGUACGAAAACCCAUUCUUCUGAAAUGAAAUCCUGUUAUCUGUGUUUCAAGGAGAAUAUCCACAUACAGGAUGAACAAGCUGGUCCAAUGGUUCUACAUCCUGUGUUUCUUUGGCGGGUUCUCUGUGCUGUUCAUGCUUUUCCGUACUGAUGUGAAAAAGAAAUACCUGAAUCCGACAUUAGAGUCCUUGUUUUUACACAACGCGAGGGAGUUUAUAGAAGAAGUCCCGGACUAUUCAUGUCCAAGUAACGUAUCUGAGGACGAUGCAGAAGACAUACUCUGUGCGGAGAGAAAGAGAUUUCUGACGAAUUUUAAAAAUCCCUGCUGGUUUGAAGAGGUGUACAAGUACGAUGACUAUUCAGCGGAACCGGUCUCGGAGCUACGAUGUUUCCCAUAUUUCCAUGUUUUUGGUGUUUGUAAAACAGGAACAACAGACCUUUUCUACAGGCUGACUCGGCAUCCGCAGAUAUUGAACAAUUUUGGUCUUUUAAAUAAGGAAACAUGGUUUUGGUCUUGGAGGCGUUACGGACAAGGAUCCUACAAUGGUACUAAAAUUACACUCGACGAGUUCUCACGGAUUUUCAAGGCCGAUGAAAUUGGACGGACAAAGAUUGCACUAAACGAUUUAUCGCAGUAUUCAGAUCUCAUCACAGGCCAUGGCGAUCCCAUGGAUUUCUGGGAUCAUCGUCAUUGGAGGGAAAUCCCACAGAACAAUCCUCUCUCAAACGCACCGAGAUACAUGACACCUCAUCUAGUGAAGCACGUGCAACCGAAAAUCAAAUUGAUUCUCGUGCUACGAGAACCUGCAGAAAGAGCAUCUUCAAGCGGGGCAUCCCCUCGCAUCAAUCACAAAUGGAGACUGUACAGUCAUUACUACCACGGAGGAUACGGGCAUUCAGCCGAGGAGUUCCACCACUCAGUCAUAACAGCCAUACAUCGCUUAGACGAAUGCAUGAAGUACAGCAGUUACAGAUCGUGUAUUUACGGAUACAAUAUGACGACGCAGCUACACCUUCCAAUAACGGCAAGUUUAUACUACAUCCAUCUCCAAGAAUGGCUGGAUGUAUUUCCCAGGGAACAAGUAUUCAUUAUUAGAAAUGAAGAUUAUCGAAAGGACAUGAAGCACAGUCUACUUAAAUUAUUUUCGUUCCUUGAAGUUGGAGACAUUUCUUCAAACCUAUUGAAAGACAUUGUAGAAAUGCCGCACAGAUACGAAACGGUUCUUAAAAAUAUACAAGGUUCGAUGUUAAACGAGACAUGGAACAUUUUAGUUGAAUUUUUUGAGGAACCAAACAGAAAAUUGGCAGCCAUGUUAAACGAUGGGCGAUAUUUGUGGAGGGAUACGACCUUUAAGUUUAGACCUAAGAAAAAAAUGUACCGGAAACACAGACCACAUAUCGGCCCUGCUGAUCAUCUGAGGACAUAUUAUGAAAAAAAAAGAAAAUCAAAACUUAAUCCAGAUUCAGUGAUUGAUCGUUUCAUAAUGACAUCCAAGUCGUUUGGAGAGUGGGUGGAAAAAGUAAAACAGCAUCAACAACAGCGGAUUAAAGCACACCAAUCAGUGGCGAAACGCCCAGAGAAAAUAUAUCACCACGAGAAACGGAAACAUGAAAAGCAGAUGUCAGGAAAUGGUGCUCACCGCCAAAACAUUACCAUCAAAAUGCUAAGAACUGUGACAAAUAGCUCUGAUUUCAAUAAGAAGAGAACAGGUGUUGUCAUAAGACAGGAAAAUAAUCCAUUACACGACCGGAAGCACAUACAGAAUUUUAACAAUCGACCUUUAAAGAGUAUGCGAAAGAAAAGGAGGGUACAUUUUCAAAAAUGAAUUCAAUAUUUUGAAGUCACAUUUAAUAAAACUUAAUAGAAAUUUUCCUCGAUAGAAAAGAAAACGAUGAACUUGACUGUUGAUAUUAAAAUGAUUAUUUUACUAAUGUUAUGUCUCCCCUUCAUAUGGUUUUAGUGUGAAUUCUUCUUAUCUUACAAAGUUUGUCCGGGUCAUAACUGUUUUAAGCCUUUGAUGUUUGGUAUGUGGGUAUAUCACGAUAAGACAGUGUCACGUACCAUUUUUAAUGACCUUGACCCUUUUAUGUAAUACAAUAAUAUAAUUUGGGGGGCAGUUUAUAAUAAUGGCGUGGAAACAGUAACCAAACUUGUGAAAUUCUUCACCGCUUUAUGGAUCACAUGGUGAAAUUGUAUAUAAUGCUCUGUUCUCCGAAAAAAUUCGCACAUGAACUGGGUUCAUUGAUAUAUCGCACAUGACUACCUCUACCAAUAUCAGUUCACUGUCUAUGGGUCAGGGAUUACGGUCCCGGAGCGUGCCACGUGGAUCGUACUGUUGUUAGUUUUAGUAUUUCACUUAUGUAGAUAUACGACCAGCUGUAGUUGAAGUGCCAUAGAUUGGCCCAUUCAACAGUUAAGACCAAUACAUGUAUGAAUUCAACUAGCUGUUUAUCGUUGAUUUUUUUUUAUAUAUUUUAUGUAUAAAUUGAUAUCAUGUGUUCUUUGAAGUUUUCUUCCAAUAUGGUUACAGUAUUUUUUUAGCAAUGAAAAUCUUAUAUAACAUUUUACAACUAAGUUCAUCUAAUGAUAUUGUUUUUCAUUGUUCCUCAAUAAAAAGUUAUUAUUUGUUAUAUGAAUAAACUUCUUUUUAAUAG